Molecule: messenger RNA, 3948 nt
Organism: Neurospora crassa OR74A
Lineage: Eukaryota; Fungi; Ascomycota; Sordariomycetes; Sordariales; Sordariaceae
Product: calpain-B
Exons: 5
Coding region: 1-3948 (1315 amino acids)
Biological process (GO): proteolysis
Cellular component (GO): cytoplasm
Molecular function (GO): calcium-dependent cysteine-type endopeptidase activity
Source: RefSeq, a predicted model, not a curated record
AUGUCGCGGUCUCCAUCACCAAAUCCAGGUGCGAGGUCGGUCCUGGCAGAGAUGACGGUUUAUCAACCCCAUGGAGGAGGAGCUUGGGGCCAACAACACAAGUACAGGACACCGCAGGGCAAGAUCGAUGAGUUCUGGACAAAGUUUACCGCGAGAGUUCCGGGAAAGCGCAAGCUUACCAAUCCUGCAGCCACCACGGUUCUCCCCAAGAACGAGUACGCGGAGAGGCUUGCCAAGCGUAACUCAGCCAAGGAGGUGGGAGGUGGCACAAAUGCGCAAGCAUCUUUCGAGGAGGCCGCGGCUAUCUGCAGGGCCAAGGUAGAAAAGAUCGUCCAAGAAUGCCGUCGUGUCAACCAGAAGUACAGAGACCCGCAUUUCGACCUAGAGUACGACCUGAAGACGGGUAGGCGCGAUUGCCUCGAAUCCCUCAGCAAUGAAAACAUCAUCGAUUUCUCCAGCAGCGACUCGGACUCUGACUACAACCACCUACCACGCCCUCGGUCGCAUUCCCGUCGUCGCAGGAGAGAUAAUGGUGAUGGUGAUCGUGACCAGAGCACCCAAGUGGAGAGUCAAAUCAAGACCAACAAGACCAAAAUCGACAAGAGAGAUGGAGUAUCGCAGCUCUCCCCGCAAGGACGGAUGCCCGGGUCCAAGUUUCGACCGGCAUCGGUCAAGCGAGUGGGCGAGAUCUUUGACGAUCCAAAGUUCUACAUUGACGGUCCCACCGCAAAUGAUGUGCGGCAGGGCCGGGACGGUGAUUGUUGGCUUAUGGCCGCAUUGUGCACGAUGAGCAACAAGCCGGGACUCAUCGAACGGAUUUGUGUGGCUCAUGACCAGGACAUUGGCGUCUACGGCUUUGUCUUUCACCGGGAUGGAGAAUGGUUCAGCGAAAUUAUCGAUGACAAGCUCUACCUCACCAGGCAUGACUACGAUGAGGCAAUGGAUCGCUUUCACCUGGAACGCGUGUUAUGGGAUGACAGAGAUCGCCCAGACUCGGAAGAGAUAUACCGGAAGACAUACCAAUCCAAUAGCGGCGCACUCUACUUUGCGCAGUGCGAGAAUCCCAACGAGACUUGGCUGCCUUUACUCGAGAAAGCUUAUGCCAAAGCCCAUGGAGACUAUGCAGCUAUUGAGGGUGGAUUCACUGGCGAGGGUAUCGAGGAUCUCACGGGCGGUGUGACCUCUGGCUUGUAUACCGCGGAUAUACUUGACAAGGAACAUUUCUGGAAAGAGGAGCUCAUGAAAGUUAACGAGCAAUUUCUCUUUGGUUGCUCGACUGGGGUUUGGGGACGUGGCUAUGGUGACAGAAAGGGCAUUAUGGAACAGCAUGCCUAUUCUGUUAUGAAAGCGGUAGACUUGGAUGGGGAGCGGCUCCUCUUGUUGAAGAACCCAUGGGGCAAGGGGGAAUGGACAGGGCCCUGGAGUGAUGGCUCGAAGGAAUGGACACCUGAGUGGCUUCAGAAAUUGGGCCACCGGUUCGGAGAUGAUGGUGCAUUUUGGAUCUCAUAUAGGGACUUCUUGCGCAAGUUCCAAGCCUUUGAUCGAACGCGUCUCUUCGGACCCGACUGGAAAGUUACUUCGAUCUGGACAACACUUUCCGUACCAUGGACCUUGGAAUAUCAUGACACCAAGUUUGCCUUUACGCUGGCAAAACCCGGUCCCGUGGUCAUUGUUCUCUCCCAACUAGAUGACCGAUACUUUCGUGGGCUGGAGGGCCAGUACAGAUUCGAGCUGAACUUUCGCGUACAUCGGGCUGGAGAGGAUGAUUACCUGGUACGAACACAACAUUCCUCCCGCAUGAACCGCUCCAUCAACGUCGAACUAGAUCUGGACGCUGGCGAAUAUCUGGUUCUCGUCAAGAUUGACGCCACUCGCAACGAGUGGGUUCUGCCCACCGAGGACGUGGUGCGGAACAAUGCUCGCCACCACCGCGAGAAACUGCUUCGUAUCGGGCUCUCCUAUGACCUGGCGCAUAGCAAGGCUAAGAUCAAGGAGAGUCCCGAAGAGAAAGCAGCUCGCGAGGCACACGAACAGCGGAAAAAGGACAAGCAACGCGAAAGUCUCCGGAAGGCGAUCAUGGAGGAAAAGGAGAUGAACUUUUACAGUCGCAUGAAAAGUUACCAAAGGCAGAAGCGCCGAGCGGAUAAGAACAAGGAGCGGAUGAAGAGAAAAACGGAGAAGCGGAAGGCGAAGAUGGAAAAGAAGAAGGCAAAACGGGAAGAAGCAGAGAGAAAACAGACCGAAGAGACAUGCAGGGACCCUCUCGGCAAGCAAAGAAAGGAGGGCAAAGAUUGUGGUUUCAGCCUUGAUGCGGCAUUGCAUCCUGCUGGCGAGCGUAUGGCACCCCUGGCAGUAGAUACUGCGGCAUCUACUGACGCUGGACAACCGACUCCGUCCGUUAGUAGCACGGGUGCUACUGAGGUCGAUGUAACAGACCGUCUUCCGGAGCCUGUUCUAUCCAUUUCUCUUGAGAAGAAUUGCAAGGCCCCCGAGGGCCCUUCGACGAAUAUACUGACGCCACAAUCAGCUCCCACACAGCAACAGGGUUGUCGAUUAUCCGCCGAAGACGACAAACCCUCCUCGGAACAGCCUAAUGAAGCAAGUGCACAGGAUCCCAUCGAAGUACGACCAGGGCUGUCAAUGGAUAUCCACAAGACACUGGAGGCUGUUCCCCAACACUCGCAGUCACCUCGUCCAACGUGUGGAGAAAGUGGAAGAGGUGAUGAUCGUACCAGAGCUAUCGAGAACAAGCUUCAGGCGGCUGUCAACCUUUUCUCCAACUUAAAGCAGGAGCUAGAGCUCAUGUUGACAAACGGUGUCAGCGACAAUAGUAUAAAGCAGGGCCAGGGACAAAAGCCACAUAAUGUUGACAACAAGGGACAGCCUCCUCCUCCUUCCCCUACUCUUCGUCCCCCAGCCGAACAACGCACUCUUCAACCACCGAGGCCUUCUUCCCCUCGCCCUUUCCAUCCACCCCAUCCUCAGGAUCAGCGCUGGCGUCGACCUCUUUCUCAAUUACGAGAUAGAUCACCAAGACACCCACUGGUAGACCCGGGGCCCUCACCCCGUCGCUUCCAGCAACGAUACGGUGGACGUCCACCACAACGUCGCGAAGUUUUCAUCGACGAUGACCAUCAGAUUCCCCCAGACCCCCGCUUCGUCGACGAGAGCUUCUCCGAGUCAUCGUCUUCCUCUGCGGACACUGACGAUACCUACAGCAUUUCCAGCAUUUCCGACAUCUCCGACCGGGAGCUCGACAUGCACAUCCGCGAGGACGCUCGUCGUAACGGGAGGCUUCUUGAUCAAGGUUCUCGUAAUCAAGCCAUAUUGCCGCCCCUCCAGCCACAGCCUGGCCCGCCGCAAUCAAUGCAGCCUGGUCCGAUCGGCCCGGGACCGCACCCGCGCAUUAGAGGUCGGGAUCCCCGCGGUCGUCAUGGUGGACGUGGUAGAGACGGGCAUAGGAAUGAGCUGGUGGAUCCAAAUGCGGAGUUUGAGAAGAAUCCGUGGAAUGCGGUGGCGGUUGUUGGUUUGAGGGUGUAUUAUCGUGUUGAUCUGGAUGACGCCGCUACCAUUGGGGACAAAGACGCAGCAGGCGUGGAAGGGGGAGAGGAAAAGACGGAAAUGGUCAAGUUGAAAGUUAUCAGACCGAACCCAUGGGAGACUGGUAGUGAUGAUGAGAAGGAUACCAAGAAGAAGAAAAAUGAGGAGAGGGGGAGUAAGUGGACUAGGGGGCUCAAGAAGAAUAGGAAGAGCAAGACAACAGAGGAAGAGAAGAAGGAGAAGGGUGAUGGUGGUGUUGAAACGGGCGGAAAUGCAGAUGGCGCGGGAUGUGAUGCGGAAUUGAAGAAAGAGGAGGUGGAAAAAGUGUUGGACGUCGACGAUAGCGCGAAGGAUGCUACGCUUGAGGGAGAAGAGAGAGAGAAGACUGUUGCUGAGGGGCAGGUGUGA